AUGUUCUUGUUAGAUAAGCUACAACACUUCCCUCAGAAGUAUACUGAUAUCUAUGUAGCUUGUGAUUUGCAAAUAAAUCAUUUUAUUUUAUUUUUCUUCUUAAAGUUAUGUGACAUCCAGUGGAAAUUCAAGGGACUCUUGAAAAGCCAUUAUACUUUUUUAUUUUAUUAUUCUUUUUUUCUUUCUUUUUUUCUUUCUUUUCUUCCUUUUCUUCCUUUUUCUUUCUUUUCUUCCUUUUUUUUUCUUUUUUCCUCUUUCUUUUUUCCCUCUUUCCUUUUUUUCCUCUUUCUCCUCCUUCUCUUUUUUCCCUCUUUCUCUUGUUUGUUGGCUACUCUAUAUUGGAUCAAUGAGUAUACAUCUUCCUUGGGUUUAGGAGUGUUUCACUCAGGAGUGGAAAUCUAUGGAUCUGAAUAUGCCUACGGAGGCCAUCCGUUUCCUGUAUCAGGAAUAUUUGAUAUGGCGCCAAAAGAAGCAAAAGAACUUGGUGAACAAUUCAAAUUUAAAGAAAGUAUUGUGAUUGGAAUUACAGACUUCAAUCGAAUGGAUAUACGAAAAAUAGUUGAUGAACUUGGAAAGGAAUUUCGUGGAGAUCAUUACCAUCUACUUACCAAAAACUGCAAUCACUUCUCAUCGAUCCUCACUCAGACACUUUGUGGCAAACCUGUUCCCAGCUGGGUGAACAGAUUGGCGUAUAUGAGUUCAUGCAUACCAUUUCUAGAGAGAGCAAUACCAAAAGAAUGGCUGACCCCAGUGGCACUGCAGAAUGCUCUGCAGGACCCUAGCCGCGAGGACCUUGAGGAGGAAGACUCUGAGAGUGCUGCUGCUGCCUCUGCUGACAUGGUUGUGGCAAACCUGCCCUCUAACAGACAACCACCAAGAUGGCAAUGA
Messenger RNA from Acanthosepion pharaonis, 888 nucleotides. Lineage: Eukaryota; Metazoa; Mollusca; Cephalopoda; Sepiida; Sepiidae. The record is from the annotation of a GenBank genome assembly.